AUGCAGUUCAAGUACCUCCUCGCCGCCGUGCUGGGUGCGGCCGCAGUCGCAGCGAUUGGUGACACUCCGGCCGUUGCGGUUGUUCAUGUCGUCACCACAGUCAGCGAGUUCCCAGCCGUGUCGGUCUCCACCGUCUACUCCACUAGCGAGGUCACCGUCUUCAGCUGUCCUUCCAAUGUCACAAGCUGCCCUGUCUCCGGCUCGGCCUCCAUCUACACCUCCGUCGUUGCUGUUUCAACCACAAUCUGCCCAGUAACCUUGACUGCUGUCGGCUCAGCCACCACCACGCCUUCGAGCGGUAUUCUCCCCCCGACUCCAUCCCCCAGCAGCUCCACGGCUGGUGCAGAAACAGGGUCCUCAUCAAGUGGUUCGGCUAGCACCCGGACAAUCUACUCAACAGUGACUCAGAGCGCAACUUCCACCGUCACACUCGGCUUGUCAUCGGGCAGCGUGUCUAGCACUUCAUCAUACGGAUCUGCCAUUCAGUCAGCCCCGUCGGGUAGCCUUUCGAGCGUCGGUCCGUCUAUGCCAGCCAGUGGCAGCACGUCCAGCUCACCUCUUACUGGCUCUUCAAGCUUGACUUCAACCACUCCGGCGAGCCCCUCAAGCGACAGUACCUUCAGCGGUCCAGCCUCCGUGGGUUCGUCGAAUGCAUCACCUUCGGGCUAUUCGUCUUCUCCUAGUGCUUCAGGCAGUGCCAGUGAUUCCGCUGCUGGAAGCUCCUCUCAUGCAUCCAGCUCAAGCUAUGCCACGCCCUUCGUGCCGUACCCUGGCAUGAUCCCACUGUCCAGCAGCUCGGCUGUCGGCGCGGUAACCGGAUCGUCGAGCUCUGCUGGGUCCACCACCCAUUUGCAGCUCACCGUCACCCAGACUGUGAUCAGCACCACCCAAGUCUCGGUCUCAACAAGCUCCUCUGCUCUGUCUACGUCCGGCUCCAGCGCUGAGGCUGCGAAUAACGGCACGAGCGCUUCUGCAACCACGCCGCUCAGCCCCUACACCCCUUACCAGCCGGGAGUCGGUGCUUCUAGCAGCAGCAGCGCCGCAGCGGGUGCCAUCGGAGCCACGGGAACCGGUGGUAUGCCGGCCUCGACUGCCAACGGCACCGUCGCCAGCCCCUCAGCUACCGUUCCUGUCUUCACCGGUGGCAGCACUUCUGCUGACUCGAUGAACUGGAGCCGCUUUAGCUGCUUCGCGUUGGCCAUGAUCACGGUCAUCGUGGUUUGCUAA
This is a messenger RNA of Baudoinia panamericana UAMH 10762, 1227 nucleotides long. RefSeq lists its product as uncharacterized. The record is from RefSeq and is a predicted model, not a curated record. The transcript is spliced from 3 exons. The coding region runs from base 1 to 1227 and encodes 408 amino acids. Lineage: Eukaryota; Fungi; Ascomycota; Dothideomycetes; Mycosphaerellales; Teratosphaeriaceae.